AUGGAACUCGACAGUCCCACGUCAGUCGGGCACGCCCAUCCAUCAUCUCUUCGCUGGCAUCGUGCGAACCACGCCAAUGCGCUUGCCAUAUCGGCCCACGACGGGGAGCUCACGUAUCGCGAGCUGGACAGGCUCUCAACGCAGCUAGCGUAUCGACUGGUCGAGCAUGGCGUCCAGAACACGAUUGUACCAGUACACAUUGAAAAAUCUAUGUGGGCUCCCGUCGCCCAGCUUGGGGUGAUGAAAGCAGGCGCAGCGUCGGUAGUUCUGGACAGGACCCAGCCCGCAGAGCGGCUUCGGUCGAUCGUCCAUCAACUUGAUCCACGACUCAUCCUGACAUCUGUAGCGAACGAGCCCGCCACCCGUGGCCUGUCCAGGCAGCCGGUCAUAGUGGUGGGCUGGGCAGCGCUUGCUCAGCUUUCCACCAGUGAGGACACGCCGGAACUACCACUCGUCGCAUCCUCGGCCAGACUUUACGUCGUAUUCACCUCGGGUAGUACGGGUCUUCCGAAGGGUGCGAUGAUCACCCACUCCAACUUUGCAAGCGCCAUUGAACAUCAGCAACACGCCCUAAAAUUCCGACCAGGCCAAAGGGUCUUCGAUUUUGCCUCCUAUGCGUUCGAUGUUGCCUGGUCCAACUUCCUCCACACCAUUACAGUCGGUGGUUGUUUGUGCAUUCCGUCAGAAGAAGAGCGGAAGCAAGACAUCCCCAGCGCACUUCGGAAGUACAAGGUCAACUACGCGCACUUUACACCUUCGGUGGCUUGGUUUUCAUCUGAGCAUCUGCCAGAAAGCGUCAAGGUCCUACACUUUAGCGGCGAGGAGCUGAAGAGUUCGCUUGUCCAGGAGUUGCGCGAGAGGGCCAUUAUCAUCAACACCUACGGGCCGGCUGAAUGCUCGGUUACCAGCACCAUGCAAGAGGUUGAGUCAUCCACAGAGGAGAACCCACCGAUCGGCCACGGUCUCGGUACCUGUACCUGGGUUGUCAGCCUGGACGGAGCUCGACUCAUGCCGGUCGGAGCAGUCGGGGAGCUGUGGAUCGAAGGUCCCUUAGUUGGACAUGGUUACCUCAACGACCAAAAGAAAACAGCUGCGGUAUUCAUCGAGAACCCGCCGUGGUUGCUUCACCGCGGCUAUACUUCAGUCGAGCCAGGCCGGAAGGGCCGUCUGUAUCGCACCGGUGACCUCGUACGCUACAAUCGCCACGAUGGCUCUCUGUCCUUUGUUGGACGUAAAGACACCCAAGUCAAGAUCCGCGGCCAGCGCGUCGAGCUGUCGGAGAUUGAGCACCACCUGCGCGGCAGCUUGUCUCUCGAGGACCAGAGGAGAACCCACGUCAUCGCAGAAGUCAUCCUGCCGCAGGGCAGCAUACACCCUGUCUUGGUUGCACUGGUCAGUCCCCGCGAUGGUAUACCCUCUUUCAACGUGGUGGAGCUCGUUCGCAAGGCCGCUAUUGCAUGGGAGCAAGCGCUCACGGAGGUAGUGCCAGCUUACAUGAUUCCUUCGGCAUAUAUUCCAAUCGAGCGCUUUAUCACGACUGCAACCGGGAAGACGGACCGGCGCAGUCUCCGCGAAGCAGCCUCGGCGGCGUUCUGGAAGUAUGCAGGGUUGAGCCAGGGGAAGGAACGCAUGCUGCCAGCAACCGAGUCGGAGCAGAUCUUGCUCCAGGUCUGGAGCGACGUGCUCAAUAUCUCAGACGACAAGAUAUCGACCGACACUGCGUUCACUCGCCUCGGCGGCGACUCUAUCACGGCUAUGCAGGUCGUCUCUCGUUGUAGGGCACAGAAUAUCAACAUCACAGUCGGCGAUGUACUGCGACUACGCACCAUCAAAGCCCUCGCCAGUCAAAGCAGGGCGGUGGUACGAACCAUUGCAGCCGUAUCUCAUGAAGAAGAUGCCGAGGGCUUGGCCUGGCCACUGUCACCAAUGCAACAGCUGUUCUUCGACGCACACCCAAACGGCCUCAAUCAUUACACACAGAGCUUCCUGUUGCGCGUAACCCGGCCCACGAUAAUGGAAGCACUGCGAACGGCACUGGCAGCGGUUGUGCAACGCCACAGCAUGUUACGCGUGCGCUUCCGGCGGCGCGAAGACAGCCUGGCUUGGGAGCAGAAAGUCGUCGCAUCCGACCAUAGCGCCUUUACGCUCGAUGAGCAUCCGUAUCAUUCUGGCGGCAACCUUCAACGGAUAGUGCAAGCCCGACAGACCUCGCUCGACAUCCAGAAAGGGCCUGUAUUCGCGGCGGACCUCUUCAACGGCCAGGACGAAGACCAGAGCCUGCUACUCAGCGCGCACCACAUCAUCAUCGACCUGGUAUCGUGGCGCGUCAUAUGGCAUGAUAUAAGCCGAUUCCUGGAGGAGGCCGAUUCGCCGCGUCUGCCCCCGGCGCCCCUGUCAUACCAAACGUGGUGUCGCCUGCAACGCAAUGAGGGCCACACGCUGGAGCCUGGAAAGGUUCUGCCGCACACCGUCGAAGCGGCGCAACUGGACUUUUGGGGUCUCGAGGCAGGGGAUAAUCGUUUUGCGGACAGCGAUAUCUACGAAUCCACUUUGGACGCCGAGUCCACAGCUCUCCUGCUCGGCCGCAGCAACGAGAGCAUGCGUACCGAAACUCUGGAUGUGCUGGUUGGCGCCCUGGUACACUCAUUCCGUGAGGCCUUCGCGGACCGCCCCGUUCCCGCCGUCUUCCUCGAAGGCCACGGCCGCGAGCCGCUGAUUAAUGCCGACGUGGAAUUGGCCGAGACUGUGGGCUGGUUUACCACUCUAUGUCCUAUGCAGGUGCCAUGCGCCGCCAACGAGUCUCUCGUCGAGGCCGUUUGCCACGCUAAAGACACCCGGGCCGCGGUACCCGGAAAGGGUCGGCCGUAUAUUGCCUGUCGCUAUCACAGCGCCGCCGGGCGUGAGGUAUUCGCUGGCCACCGCAAUGUAGAACUCCUUCUCAACUACCGCGGCGUGUUCCAGCAGCUGGAGAACGCCGACGCUCUCUUGCGACGGGAGGACAGGCGGCAGCGCGCUGUUGACAUUCGCGAAUUCGGCGCCGAUUACCAGCGCAUGGCUCUUAUUGAGAUCAACAUUGUGAUCGAGGAUGGCCGUGCGCGUGUCUCCACGACAACACAUCUUCGCAUGCGGCACCGCGAUCGCCUGGAGCAUUGGCUACUACGUCUCUUGCCUGCCGCGCUGCGCGCGGCGCCGCGUGAUCUCCUCGAGGCACCACCGCGCCUCACCCUAGCUGACUUUUCCCUGCUGUCCAUCACCUACGCGGGACUGGACUCGCUGCUAACAGAGCAGUUGAAAACGUACGGCGUCGGGGCGGGAAACGUACAGGACAUCUACCCGUGCACUCCCUUGCAGGAGGGCAUCCUGCUGAGUAGAAAGAAAGGCACUGCCUCAUACCACAACAGCUGGGUCUGGCGGUGUAGCUCUGCGCCAUCCUCGACAAACCAGCGCUCUACAAGCAUGUCGGCCGCGAGGUUAGUGGCUGCGUGGGAAGCCGUCGCCCGCCGGCACUCGGUCUUUGCGACCAUCUUUGCCACCCACCCGGACACAGGACGCGAUAUCCAAAUCGUUCUGCGCGACCCAGAGCCUAGCUGUACCCGUGUCAGCACCACUGCACCGCAGUCGGCGACGGAGUAUUUACUAGAGAUGGAUGUGGCAUUGGGGACGUCUGCUUGCGGACCCGAAUGCGCCAUCACUGUCUGCGACGUAGGCGAUGAUGAUGGCGAUGUCGCGUGCCGCCUCGACAUGAGCCACGCUUUGAUUGAUGCUUCCUCCAUCCCCGUAUUGCUGCGUGACCUGGCCGAGAUAUACGCCACUCAAAGCGCAGAGUCAGUGCCAGAACCGCCACUGUUCAGAGAGGUAGUAAGCCACAUCCAGCACAGUGAGUCCAUGUCGCGACAUCUGACUUAUUGGCAAGCCCACCUGGCCGGCGCGCGGAGAUGCGAGCUCCUCGGCGACCUGUCCAUCACUAACGCCCCCCGGACGGAUGGCAGGAGGUCAUAUGGCCUCGUGACUCUCCCCCAAGCCACAACCGCCAGGGUCGCGUCCUUUUGUCGGGAGCAGGACAUAACCCGUGCCGUUUUCCUGCAGCUCACCUGGGCCCUGGUGCUCUCGCAGUUCACGGGCAUGGAGGAGGUGUGUUUCGGGUACGUCUGCUCGGGACGCGACACGCCUAUCAACAACAUCGAGUCUAUCGUGGGCCCGCUCAUCAGUAUGCUCGUAGCACGGAUCAACCUCGGCAUAACACGCACUGAGGACGUGCUACAGGCAAUCAGCGAGCAGACGAUCGAGCACCUCGGCCACCAACACACCUCGCUUGCCGAAGUCCAGCACGCAAUCGGCGUCAGCGGUCCUCUGUUCAACACCGCUAUCACGGUGCGGGAGGUUUAUCAGUACGGUUGCGAGCACGGGCUGCGUCUGGAGGAGGUCAGAGAGGAAGAUCCUCACGAGUACGACCUUCUCCUGAGUGCGUUGCUGGAGGACGACAAGACGGACAUCAGUGUCCAGUACAGGGGUGAUUACAUGAGUACAGGCUUUGCUGAAAACAUUGCCGGCUGCUUGGGAUCGGCCAUGACAUACCUCAUCGGGACGCUUUCUCGCACCCUGGACCGCGCAGGGUCACCAGCACCAUACACCAACGGCCACAUCCCCUCGCUCUACCAUGCAUACUUCAGGAACACCCACGGUGGCGAGGAGGACUCCGAGUUAGUACACUGGAGGAGUCAAUUCGAGCAUUUCGACGGGACCAUGUUCCCUCCGCUGCCGCUGGGAUCUCACCAACCUCGAGCUGACGCCUCAGUCGAGUGUGUGAUCUGCAACAUAAGCUGGCCCCAGUCCUCUACAGCUGUGUCACUAGUCAAGGCCGCAUGGGCGAGCGUCCAAGCCGCCCAUGACAGUUCCAACGACGUGUGUUUCGGGCUUCUAUGCUGCGACUCGGAGCCAACGUCCCAGCAGCUCGCGACGUCGUUACCCACCCGAGUCACGCUCAAUCGCGAAGUAAAAGUCUCGGACCUGCUCGACCGCCUGGAUACAAAUAAAUCCGGUCAUCCCGGCCACCGGAGCCUGAACUUUCUGCGCGUUCGGUUGCUUAGUGAGGAGGCUGCGCGUGCUUGUCAAUUCCAGACCCUUGUUGCUAUCAUCCUUCCUGCAACGGAAGGCACCGAAGAAGGGGGUUUGCAGGUAGUAGGCAAGCAACAAAUCGAGGGGGUCGAGAAAUUGCUCCUGCCCACCCGUCCGCUCGCGCUCACGAUCCGAUGCUUCGUCGGCCUUUCCGAUAUACGGCUUCGUGCCGACUUUGAUUGCAAAGCUGUCGAGAACGACCUCGUCACAAGGAUGCUACAACAAUUCGAAUGCGCGCUGAGAUGGUUGAGCGCUCCAGCCCACUCGCAGCGCAUGGUUCGUGACGUCGAAACGGUCAGCGAGCAGGACCUGCGGAGAAUCUGGGGCUGGAAUUGCGCUGUACCCGAGCCCGCCACUACGUUAGUCCACGACCUAUUCACGAGGGCUGUUCGGGCGCAGCCAGAGGCCCCUGCCAUCUCUGCAUGGGAUGGCGAGUUAACGUACCGAAUGCUUGACGACCUCUCCACUCAACUGGCCCUCUAUCUUGUUCAACAUGAGGUGGGACAUAACACAAUCAUCCCCAUCUACAUUGAGAAGUCACUCUGGAUGCCCGUCGCCCAACUGGCUGUCAUGAAGGCUGGGGGCGCAUCGGUGCUUCUCGACUCGACACAGCCGGUGGAACGCGCUCGCGCGAUUGUGAAUCAAGUUCGGCCAAAGCUGGUCAUAUCAUCGCCGUCGAACAAAGAGUCAGCGUCCCUGCUUGAUACCGAUGAGCUGCUUCUCCUGGACUGGACGCUUCUAGACAGAAUUCAGAAUGACGUCCGUGGUCAGUCCGCACCCCGAACAUCGGUGCCAUCAGACCUGCUGUAUGUCGUCUUCACAUCGGGCAGCACCGGCUCGCCGAAAGGCGCCAUGAUCACGCACGCGAAUUUUGCUUCGGCUGUCCGCUACCAGCAGGGUGCAUUGGGGUAUUCACCAGGUCUCCGAGUGUACGACUUUGUGUCGUACGCCUUUGACGUAACAUGGUCAAAUAUGCUCCAUUCACUUACGUCAGGGGCCUGUCUUUGCAUCCCUUCAGACGAAGAGAGAAAGAAUGACAUGAUCGGCUCCCUACAAGCUAGCCAGGCCACGUUCAUAGACCUCACUCCAUCGAUCUUACGUCUGCUCAAGCCUCGGCAACUGCCGCAACUCCGCCAGAUCCUAUUGAGCGGGGAGUCCUUCACCAAGUCUACGCUCGGGGACUGGGCGAACCACCCGGGGCUCUUGAAUACGUAUGGGCCUGCGGAAUGCUCCGUCAAAGCGACUAUGGCUCCGUUCAACUUGUCGUCGUCGGACAAUGACAUCGGCUGCGGAGAAGGUCUGAUCACCUGGGUCGUGAGCCUUGACAAUCCGGACAGGCUCGCACCGUUGGGAGUGGUUGGCGAGCUUUGGCUGGAGGGGCCACUUGUCGGCAUGGGAUACCUGGGCGAUCAGGCAAAGACGACCGCAACGUUUGUGAACGAUCCGCGGUGGUUGUUGUGUGGGGGGCCGGACUGGCCAGGCCGACGCGGCCGCUUGUAUCGCACAGGCGAUCUUGUACGAUACGAGUGUCGCGGUGGCGACAGUGGGCGUCUGAUUUUCAUCGGCCGCAGGGACUCCCAGAUCAAGAUCCGCGGCCAGCGGGUCGAGUUGGGUGAGAUCGAGUCCCAUGUCCGAGACAGCCUGGCAGCGGAACACGGCCACCAGGUGCAGGUGCUCGUCGACAUGAUCCGUCCGCGUGACGGCACCAACGAUAUGCUUGUUGCGUUUGUAUGUGUCGCUCGGAAGGACGGAGCCGCUGGGUUGGAGAUGACAGUAGGGCUCGAUUACCGGUUGAAGGACUCCCUGCCCGCCUACAUGAUACCCACGGCUUGCAUCCCCGUCGACCACAUGCCCGUCGGCGCAACAGGCAAGACUGACCGUCGGCGGCUGCGAGCGAUGGGUGCAGCGCUCACGCUUGAUCAGCUCACUGAACUACAGCCAUCCGGGAGGAAAUGUCGCAAUGGGCGUGCACCCUCGCCCACCGAGGCGCUGCUGCUUGAGAUGUGGGCCACCGUGCUGGGGAUGGACGCCGCCCGUCUCUCGCCGGACGACAACUUCCUUCGCGUGGGGGGCGAAUCACUCAAUGCCAUGAGGCUGGUGGCCGCUGCACGUGAGCGUGGCCUGAGCCUCUCGGUAGCAGACAUCUUCAAGUGGCCAGUACUGGUCGAUCUCGCGCAUGAGCUCGACAAAAGGUCCCCCAUGGUGGCACCGCCACACCAGCAGAUCGUCGUGCAGCCUUUCUCCUUGUUGGACGAGCGUAUGAAGACUGAGGAGGUAAGGGCACAAGCGGCGUCAUUGUGUGGAGUUGACGAAGCCCACAUUGCGGACGUCUUCCCCUGCACGCCUCUCCAGGAGGGUUUGCUUGCUCUGACGAUGCGUCGCCCCGGCGACUAUGUCCUCCGACAGGCUCGUUUGCUGGGCAGGAAUGUCAAUCCAGAGAGGUUCCGCCGGGCCUGGGAGCAAGUUGUGGCGGCGACGCCCAUAUUACGUACUCGCAUUACUCACCUGCCGGGCAUGGGACUCGCCCAGGUUGUCAUCGAGCAGGACGGUGUGGCAUGGCGCUCCGAAAGCGAUGUAGCGAGCAUGAUGCGAGAACUCGAGCACGACACUGUCGCUUCGGGCACGCCGCUGGUUCACUUCGCAUUCGUAGAGAGCCACCAUAACGACGAACACCAGGCUUACUUCGUGUGGAGUAUCCACCACGCGCUCUUCGAUGGAUGGUCUUUGGCACUCGUCGAGGAGGCUCUGAGAAAGGCGUAUCAAGGCGACCCCAUACCGGAUUCCACCCCGAUGCAGACUUUUGUCCGAUACAUAAGGCAGCAGCCUGAUGAGGACGUAGAAUCGUUCUGGCGUGGACAGCUUCAGGGCAGCGAGGCCCAGCCUAUUUUCACUUCGCCCUCUCCCAGCUACCAGCCGCGGUCGGAUCAGAUGCUGCAGCUUGAGCUUGACGACUUGGAGUGGACAGGCGACUACACAGCUUCAACGGUGGUCAGAGCAGCUUGGGCCAUACUUCUAUCCGCUUAUACCAACUCAGCCGAAGCUGUCUUCGGCGUGACUGUGUCGGGUCGCCAGGCGCCGGUUCCGGGCAUCGAAUUGAUCGUUGGGCCCACGAUCGCGACAGUUCCGCUGCGGAUCGUGAUAGACCGGAACACAAGCAUUGAGGACCUUCUGCGACGAGUUCAGGCACAAGGCAUCGAUAUGACGCCGUUUGAGCAGGCGGGGCUGCCUCGCAUCCAGCAGUUGGACCCUGAUUGCGAACAGGCAUCCAAGUUCCAGACGCUGCUCGUUGUGCAGCCCGAGUCUCGGGCGGGGGACCACUCGCAGUAUUUGCUCUUCCAACGGCCCGAUGCUGGGGGCGACGAAUACGAUGACUUCGCCACAUUCAAUACGUACCCCUUGAUGCUUGAGUGCCAGCUCAGGGCGCGGGGCAUGCAUCUCCGUAUCAGUGUCGACUCCCACGUCGUUGACCAAAUAUCCGCCCAACGGAUGGGCCAGCAACUAGCCACAAUUCUUCGCCAGCUAUGCGCCGAGGGUCGCAGGGGUGAACCUGUCUCGAGUGUUCACACGGCCAGCGCCCAAGACCUGCAAGACAUCUGCCGUUGGAAUCCACCGCUGGAAAGCAUUGAGACCUGCGUCCAUGACCUGUUCGGACAGGUAGCACGAAGGCAGCCCAGCGUACCAGCCGUCUGCGCGUGGGACGGCGAAUUUUCAUACCAGGAACUCGACGACCUUUCGACCCAGCUGGCACGCUCUUUAUCAGCCGAAACAUCGGGAGGUGGUGUAGCCGGUACCAUAGUGCCACUCUUCUUCGAGAAGUCGAAGUGGAUGCCGGUAGCACAGCUGGGUGUGAUGAAGGCAGGUGCCGCCUCUGUUGCUUUAGAUGCAACCUUGCCUCUGGCACGCCUUGGAUCAAUUGUUCAGCAAACCGAGCAGCGUAUCAUCCUCUCGUCCGCUGGGAACAAACACGACGCUAUGCACCUGGCGCAGCCGGUCAUGGUAGUCGACGAAGGGCUCGCGGUUCUUCAUUCGACAGCCGAGGCGGACUUGCCGUCAGUGAAUCCGUCAUCUACGGCAUACGUCGUGUUCACGUCCGGCAGCACUGGUACGCCGAAAGGUGCAAUAAUCAGCCAUUCCAACUUUGCGAGCGCCGUGCGUUAUCAACAACACUCACUCGAGCUCAACAGUGCUUCUCGGGUGUACGACUUUGUGUCCUACGCUUUUGACGUCUCGUGGUCGAACGUACUGCAGACGCUCUGCGCUGGCGGGUGCCUCUGUAUCCCGUCCGAGCAUCAGCGGCGGCAGGAUCCGGCACAGGCAAUCGUACAGAUGCAUGUUAACUACGCACACCUGACGCCGACAGUCGCUCGCCUGCUGCAGGGGUCGUAUCUGCCCGAUCUCAAGACUGUCAGCUUUAUCGGCGAGCCACUCAGCGCCGCCGAUGCAGCCUACUGGGAAGGCAAGGCCCGCGUGAUUAACACAUAUGGUCCGGCAGAAUGCACGCCGGUAGCAACUGUGCAACCGGUAGAGCCGCAUAGUGACGGUGAACCACCAAUCGGGAGAGGAGUAGGGGCACAAACGUGGAUUGUGGACACGAGUGGAACGGAGCACAGGCUGGCCGCCAUCGGAGCCGUGGGGGAGCUGUGGCUCGGUGGUCCGCUGGUAGGACAGGGCUAUCUGAACAACGUCGACAAGACAGCGCAGGCCUUUAUCGAUGAUCCGCCUUGGCUUCUUCGUGGCAGCGCGUCUGGCUUCCCGGGCUGGCAAGGCAGAUUUUACCGCACGGGAGACCUCGGACGGUACAACAGCGAUGGUACUCUCUCCUUCAUGGGCCGCAAGGAUGCUCAGAUAAAGAUACGGGGACAGCGCUUGGAGCUUGGGGAGGUGGAACACCAUACCCGGCUUGCAUUUGCUUCCCUGCCCGGCAUUUCUCAGGUCGUCGCCGAGAUGGUUACGCCGAUAGGGACAAGCGACCCCAUGCUUGUGGCUUUCCUGUGUCUCACCGAGGACGAAAGCAGCCCCACGGUUCCGGCGGAAAUGCUACUAGACGCGACGGAGAUGGCCAACAUCCGACUUACACAGGCGUUGCCGUCUUACAUGAUACCAGCAGCCUAUGUCCCCGUUGGCAGUAUUCCAAUGACUGCAUCUGGGAAAACAGACCGCAUAGCACUGCGCAAGAAGGGCGCAUCCAUGAAGAGGCAGGAUAUGAAUAUUGGAAGGCAGCAUAUGCAGAGGCGCGCCCCAGAGACACCCGCGCAAGCCAAGAUUCAUGACCUGGUGGCGCGGUUACUUGAUGUCCAACCCGAAAGUCUCGGCAUCGACGAUAAUUUCAUCCGAGCUGGCGGCGAUUCCAUCAAAGCCAUGCAACUCGUGUCGAUGGCGCGGAGUGAAGCACUCUCGCUAACCGUUUCCCAAGUUCUUACCACGCCGAACCUCGAGGGACUCGCAGCCCAAUGUAUUUCCACUGCAGUAUCUCCCAGAUCUAUCCCACACCUUGUCAUGCCCUUUGCGGCCUUAGGCUUGGGUGAAGAGGGCAGCACCUUUGUCAAGCGCGAAAUCCUGCCGCGUGUGCAAUGCCAGGCUGCUAAGCCUUCCAAUGUGUGGCCGGUGACGACAACCCAGAAGGCCUACAUCGAAGAUGCGCUCCGCGUGCCCCGGAGGUCGUGGUAUCAGUUCUAUAUCGACUUCUUGCCGACAGUAGACGAGGAGCGGCUGGCGCAGAGCUGUACGCAGUUGCUCAACAGGCACGACAUCUUCCGAUCGGUCUUUGUCUCUGUGCAUGGUCGCUUUUACCAAGCAGUUUUCGAGGACCUUCCUUUUUCAGUGGAGCGACAUGAUGUUUCGACCGAAGACAUCCAAGAAAUCUUCAAGGUGGACCGCGAGCAGGAGAUCAGAACUGCCGCAGUACUUGGAACCCAUUUCCUACGAGUCAAGGUCCUCCGAAAAGCCGGUGUCGGUGUGCGCCUCGUGCUAAGCAUGUCUCAUACCAUGUACGACGGGAUCAGCCUCGGUCACAUCGCUCGUGACCUGAGCGCCCUCUACCGGGGCGAGGCACUUCCACCACCCCCCAGUUUCGCCGGCUACAUUGACCACGUCGCGGCCGGCGACACCAUGGCCCGAGAAUACUGGCGAGCCCUUUUGGAUGGCACCACAGCCCCGACGGCAGCGUUCGACCUGCCUCUCGAGACUGUGUGCGAUGGCCCCCCAGCUGUUUUGGAGCGGAUUGUCCGCGCUCCUCGGGUGACUACGGAAAUCACACCAGCUACAAUAUUCACCGCUGCCUGUGCAAUUGCUCUGGCAAGAGCUUCUGGCUUGUCUGAGCAUGAUUCCGACGUAGUCUUUGGUCGCGUGGUCUCUACGCGCUCGACGCUGUCUACCUCGCUCCAGGACGUCAUCGGCCCAUGUAUCAAUACGGUCCCUGUCCGAGUAGCCGCCGCCGCCGCCAACAGCAGCGAUAGUCGGGCAUACGUUCUUGCGGCCGUCCAACGCCAGUACAUCGAUGGGCUACCGCACGAAGCCGUGAGCGCUAACCUCCAGGGCUUUGACUUCGCCCUCUCCUCGGCUACCUCGGGCUGCACCACGCAGUUCCAGAACAUCGGAGACCGGCCCACAUUACGAGGGAUGCCCACCGCGGCCGGAAGCGUGUUAGAUGCCCACCCCGACUUGGAUCUGCCGGUGAAUCCAGCUUUCUUGUGGCUUUACGGCACACCAUUGCAAGACCGGCAGAGCUUCAGUUUGGAAGUUAUGUCAGGGUCGGCCUUCAGCAAGGGCAGGGCUUUGCACAUUAUGGAUGAGCUAUGCGCGGCAUUUUCUGGGGAAACGGCAUGA
Anthostomella pinea is the source of this 11940-nucleotide messenger RNA. The record is from the annotation of a GenBank genome assembly. Lineage: Eukaryota; Fungi; Ascomycota; Sordariomycetes; Xylariales; Xylariaceae.